AUGACUGCAAACAAGAGUAUUGCUGUUGAAUCUACCAACCCACUACAAACCAAACUGACAGUUGAAGAGGCAAAACUCUAUGAUCGGCAGAUUCGUCUGUGGGGAAUGGAGGCUCAGCAACGUAUGCGAAAUGCACGAAUUCUUGUUGUAGGAUGUACUGGGCUAUCUAAUGAAGUGCUCAAAAAUAUUGUUCUUGCUGGCGUCGGAGCUGUAACCAUUGCUGAUUCAGAGGUCGUACAAGCCAAGGAUCUGGGAUCACAAUUCUUUUUGCGAGAUGCUGAUAUUGGCAAAAAUGCAACAGAGUCUGUAUUGCCUCGAAUUCAAGAACUGAAUCCUCGUGUGCGUGUCAACGCAGUGUCCGACGAUAUCAACGGUCUUCCCGACACCUUUUUCACCAAUUAUGAUAUCGUUUGUGCAAUUGGACAAAAUCCAGAUAUAGUGGCUAAAAUCAACACGAUCGUACGAGUAAAGAAUAUUUUGUUUUGGAGUGCAUCGAUAUUUGGAACAUUUGGCUAUAUGUUUUCGGACUUACAAGACUAUCGCUACUCUGCCAUAUCAAAGUCUGCUGAUAGCAAGGAACCGCAGCAUACACCAGCACAACUAUUGUUUUGCUCAUUUGAACAGAUGCUUAGCACUACGUUUAAUCAUCCUAAAAUCGAUAAACGCUGGAGGCGAAGGGCACAUCCAUUAUACUUUGCCAUCAGGGCGGUGUGGGAAUAUUGGAUGAAACAUAGGAGGUACCCAGAUAUAAAUAUGCCAUCAGAUCUUCAAGAACUAAAUACUAUGAAAUUACAAGUCACCAAAUUGCUGGAAUGCGAUGGUGCUUUUGUGGAGGAUGAAUUGAUUAGAAAUGUAGCUAAUAUGGUAUCAGUAGAAGUUUCGGCAUCAUGUGCCGUCCUGGGCGGGAUCUUAGCUCAGGAGCUAUUGAAAGCACUGUCACGAAAUGACUCUCCUAUUCAUAAUGUUCUCUUGUAUGAUUCUUGGGAGGCGAUCGCACAAGUCAUGAAAAUUAUGCCCUGA
Molecule: messenger RNA, 1020 nt
Organism: Batrachochytrium dendrobatidis JAM81
Lineage: Eukaryota; Fungi; Chytridiomycota; Chytridiomycetes; Rhizophydiales
Exons: 6
Coding region: 1-1020 (339 amino acids)
Biological process (GO): protein sumoylation
Cellular component (GO): cytoplasm; SUMO activating enzyme complex
Molecular function (GO): SUMO activating enzyme activity
Source: RefSeq, a predicted model, not a curated record